AUGUCAAACAAUGAUAUAUCUGCCACUACUUUACCUAUUGUCGAUGCUCAUCAUCAUUUGUGGAACUUGAGUGAUCCAAAUCAUCACUAUACAUUUUUGCGCCCGGACACACCCAAUGAUUUUAUAGCAGGCGAUCGCAGGCCUCUCAAAUCAACCUAUUCAAUUCAAGAUUAUAUCAAGGAUACUGGCCCAUAUAAUGUGGUCAAAUCAGUACAUGUUGAAGCAGCCUAUGAUAUACAUGCCGAUCCAUGGGGUGAUAUUGAAUGGCUAUAUGAACAAGCCAAGACAAAUAAGAAUCAACUACCCAAUGUGCUAGUAGCACAUGCUAAUUUGGCUGAUGACCAAGUGCGUGAAAGACUUGCGACGUUAACGAAUCGAUUUGAUAAAGUGCGAGGUAUUCGACACUUGAUCAAUUGGUUAGAUAGCAAGGAGAGUAAAUACACAUUGUGUGAUCGACCUGAUUAUUUGACUGAUGAUAAAUGGAAACAAGGAUUUGGUUUAUUGAAUCAGUAUGGAUUGUCGUUUGAUUUAGCAAUCUAUCAUCAUCAGAUGAAUGAUGCUGCUCAGCUCGCACGGGAAAACUUAGACACAACUAUCAUUCUUGAUCAUUGUGGUAUGCCCUAUGAUAAUAUGGUCUCAAUAAAUCAAUGGAAAGCAGGUAUGGCUGCCUUGGCUCAACAGCCUAAUGUAUCAUGUAAGCUAAGUGGUCUUGUCAUGUUUCAACAUAAUUGGACAGUCGAAUCUCUUCGACCCUUUUUGGAAUACACAUUGAAUGUAUUUGGCGUCGAUCGAUGUCUUUUUGCAUCAAAUUUUCCAGUUGAUAAACUUCAUGCAACAUUCGGACAACUUGUUGAAGUCAAUUUGCAAGUGGCCAAGGAAGUAGGAUUAAGCAAACAAGAAAUUGAACGUAUAUUUCAUGACAAUGCUUGUCGUAUCUAUCGACUGUGA
Messenger RNA from Rotaria sordida, 948 nucleotides. Lineage: Eukaryota; Metazoa; Rotifera; Eurotatoria; Philodinida; Philodinidae. The record is from the annotation of a GenBank genome assembly.